GUCCCUGUGCAAUGCUAUAGACUUACCACAAAAUGUCAACACGUUCGCCAAAUAACGUUACAAGCUACAAUCCCGGCAUACUACAUUUGUACUUUGACUCGGCCAAAAUUCAGUUCUACUGUUGAGAUUUCUUCAAAACAAUGGCCGUAGCUUCAGUCAAAUCCGUGCUGGGUACAAUCAGCCGAGGGCACCUGGAAUGCCCGAUUUGUUGUUGUCGUUACACCGAUCCCAAGAUACUGGAUUGUCUGCACAGCUUCUGCCUGAACUGCCUGGAAGAACUCACCGGCAGACAGCAAGCCAAGGCAGACCAUAUCACUUGCCCCGUUUGCAGACAGGAAACUGCAGUACCAGACACCGGAUUACAAGGUCUGCCCACCUGCUUUUUCCUGAGUUCCCUCGUCGAUGAAAUCAACAAGCAAGAACGACUUCUUGGAAAGGCGUCUGGAGAUCGUCUUACUUGUGAGGAAUGUGAUGAGGGUCUAGAAGCCGUCUCUCGGUGUGUAGACUGCAAUAAAGUCAUCUGCAUAAAAUGUCAAGAAGCCCAUGAACGCUUGAAAUCCAUGAAAAACCACAGGAUCGUCAGACAACUAGGACAAAUGUGGCCAGAGAUUACUCCAGCAGACCUCAGAAAAGAUGCAGCUCCGCUAUGUACCAAACACAAGAACCAGGAACUGUGCUUCUACUGCGAGACAUGCCAGACGUUGGCUUGUGGAAAAUGUGCUGCAUUAGACCAUCGAACAGCAGAGCAUGAAUACAGGGAUGUUGCUGAUGCAAUUCGGUCUUUUCGUGAAGAUGUCGAUAAAAUUCUGGAGCAAUGGGAACAAAGCAAAGAGGAAUUCAGAACUGCUGACGACUCAUUCCAACAUGCAAGAAACAGGUUGGGAAUCAUGGCCGACCGAGCUUGUAGAGACAUUACCGCCAAAGAGGAAGAAGAAAUUGCCAAGAUUAAAAACAAAUCCCGCUUACUAAGAGAUAAAGUAAGACAAAUCAAAGAACAACGAGACAAGAAGUUUGAGGGGGAUCAGAAAAGCAACCGUGACCAGAUCAACCGAGCUGAGCAAAUCGUAGCGACAGUCAACGACCUGAUGCAGCAAGCUGACGACUUUGAGCUUUUAGACCUAAAACCCAAGGUGAUGCACAACUUACAAUUCCAAAAAGGACUCGAGCUUGGAGAGGUAAAGCAUGACCUUUCAUUCAUCGGGGUCAAAUGCCAUGAUGUCGUGAAGAAGUUAGAUAUCGGUGAAAUACUUCCAGAGGAGAAAUGGCAACUGAAUUUGGAGUUUGGAAGAGAAGAAUGGGAAGAUGGAGAAAUGCAUUGUGUUGCAGACGUUGCUUUUCUGAGUAGUGGCGACAUUUCAGCAACAGACACAAAGAAGGAACAGGUAAUGAUUUUUAAUUCAACUGGUGAGUAUAUAACAAUUGUAAGUCGCAGAGAAUUAGAAAAACCCCAGGGCAUUGCUACGACCUCCGAUGACCUGCUUCUGGUGUGUGAUGGAAAACACGUGAAAGUGUUCGACUCCAGUCUUGAAUUCGUUCGGCAGUUUUCACCGGCACAGGAAGAUACGGAAGGUUAUGCUGAGAGCGACCUUGGCGGUAUCGCCGUGGACAAGGAGAAUCGCAUUGCUGUAGCAGACUAUGGCAGAAAGUUGAUAUCUCUCCACAACCUGGAUGGGUCCUUGAUUUCAAUCAUCGAGCAUCACCUGGUUGAUUGGGAUUUAGCUGUUGGCGUUCAGGAACGGCUUAUCUUCACAAACUACGACGAGAAUGUAUUGAUUUGCACGACCUACGCAGGAAAAGAAAUAUUCACUAUUAGCACCUUAUUUGACGGGGAACCUGCGCGGCCUUUAGGCGUGUGCUGCGAUGAAGCUGGUGAUAUCUACGUCGUUGUUGAUACCAUGGCAACUAGAGUUAGUAGAGUCCUUCAUUACACAGGUGAAGGCGUUUUCGUCGGGCAGGUGACUUACGGACUUAACUUCCCGGGCGGUUUGACAUUUUCUCCCAGCGGAGAUCUAGUGGUAGUUGACAUGAACUCUGUCCGGAUCUAUCAGCAGGUGUGAGCUUGAUCAGGUUUGAUAAUUUCAUAAUUGUGGUCACAGCACUGUGGUCUGAAAUUUGAAAGAUUAUAGAUAGGUUUCGCGGUUGUGUCUUUUCACCGACCAAAUCAGAGGUAAACUUCGUUUGACACGAUUUUUUUUAUCACCAAAGAGAGUAAAUUAAUGUUUCAAUGUGAAAUUUAUUUGUCACUGUUUGGAAUAACCUCCUGAGCGUAGUUUAAGCAGCAAAUUUCUCAAAUCAAAUUUUGCUACCAGCAGACUGGAUUAAAAUAUUUGUGGUGCUUCAGUAUCAUGUGACCUCUACCAAAGACCUGUACUCAGGAAGGGGAUCGAGGAACGGACUGUAACCUUUGGGGGGAAUGGGAGGUUCGUUUUCUUUUUGUCAAAAUUUAAAGCCGGAAUAUGUUCUGUUUUACGCAAUUGGUUUUUUUCUAUGAGACGCUCACCAACGGUUUGUACGGACAACACCUUUGAAGAACAGCAACGGAUCACAAGGAUCAAAAAUAAAUCUCGCCUGCUCAUAGCAAAAGUGGAACAACUAGGAGAAAACAGCAAGAGGAAAUUUGAGGAAGUCGAAAACCGCAACUGUGACAAAUUGAAGGAAGCUCAACAAGUAGAGACCUGAUGCAGCAAGCUGACGAAUUUACAAUUCCAAGAGGCACUCCAACUGGAACAAGCACAGCAUGACCUUUCCUUCAUCACUCUGGAAUGCCACAAUAUUGUGAGCGUUUCAGACAUCGGUGAGGUACUCGAGCAGGAGGAGUGGAAAGCGUUGGACGUGUUUGGUAAGUUUGAGUUCGCUUCGGACGUUGCUUGUCUAAGCAACGGUGAUGUCGUCAUAAUAGACACAGAAAUCAUGGAAAUUAUGAUUUUCACCUCGGAUGGUCGGGAGUGCACACAUGAGACAACUGUUGAUAACAAAACUACGAAAACCCUAGGUUAUUGCUGUGACCUGCAACGACAUGCUUCUGGUGACUGAUGGAAACACGUGAAAGUGCUCGACUCCAAUAUGGAAUUAGCUCACCAGUUCCUUCCUAUACAGGAAGACGAAGAAGGCUGUGCAGGUUAUGGUAUCGGUGAUAUCGCCGUGGACAGGGAAAAUCGGAUUGUGAUAGCACAUCCCGGUAGAGGGCUCAUAACUCUCCACAACCUGGAUGGGUCUUUGAUUACAACCAUCUCACAUGACAAGGUUGGUCUAAGUUUGGCGGUCGGCGUUGAGAAUCGCUUGAUCUUUAUCAAUUCCCUGGGAUUUUCGCUGACUUGCAUUACCUACUCAGGAGAUGAACUAUUCAGCAUCCACACUACACUUGACGGUGAACCUCGAGAUCCAUCUGAUGUUUGCUGUGACGAUGCUGGUGACAUUUACGUUAUCGUUUCUGAAUCGAUUUGUCAUUAUUCGCCUGAAGGCGUUCUCAUUGGGCGCACAACUGCACAUCUUUUGCUUCCCCUUGAAUUGACAUUCGCUCCGUGCGGGGAUCUGGUGGUAGCUGACCAGCUGUCCGUCAAGAUCUUGAAAUGGGUGUGACAGGGAGGCAUUUCUACUUGUAGCUCUGAGCUUAACUGGCAAUAACUUAACCCUAAAACAGUCGUGCCCCUUCGUUAAGAACUCGGCCGUCCUACUUUUGACCUUCCCUGCAACCUUGCAUGCAUGUAAAACACUUAUUGUCAGCACAACAGAGUUUAGUGUUUUGAUGUUAUAGCCAUGCUAAGUUCAUGGCCACGCGUUUUUCACUCCAGCUACAUUGAGCACGUAAACAGAAAAGUUCAAAAACGGUCUUAGAGAAACAAUUCAUGAACUUAUCGUAUGUGUACAAAAUUGAUAUCAAACUGGCCGCAAGACGUUACCAGGAUCUCUUUUAGGUUCGGUGCAUGAAACAAACUGAACUGUGACCAUGGAGCAUGUCAAGAGGGGUGGAUCCAUCCCUUCACCCUUUCAGAGGUAAACUGUCUACACCAUAUUAAACCAUUUGUGCAAAUUUUAUACCUUUCAUCCGUUUAUGAAAACUGACGUCCCUUUGGAGUUAAGUGUGUUUUAACGAAUGGGUUUUAGAAUAAUUUUAAGACCCUGUUGCUGAGGUUUAGCCUUAGGAAUACCUUGCUUAAUCAGUAAGAGUUUCAUAUCAUAACGCAUUUCCAUAAAACAGAAAACUGUAAGUGGAAACAUCAGUGCUGCGAGUGGACUAUUAAAGAUAUUCCUCAAAAAAUCCGACAUUUUUAAUAUCAAUAAACUGUUCAGAAAGUUAAUAAGAGGAAGAAGGAGUCGGUAAAGACCUCUUGAAAUUGCAAUAAGGCUGCAAUCCACUAAUACUUACGUUUAAGCCGUGUCCGUUGCUGGCUUCUGGGGUUACGGCUAAGUUUAUUGUCGGCAGUUGUUUGGUUGUUUUCAAUACGGCGUUGCACAAUACUGCAUGCGCAUCCAAGAGUUUGCAAGGCCUUGGCCAAUCACAGUGUGCUAAACCUGUCGACUCAAUGCGCAUUGGGAAGGGUGGACAGAUUUCGCGUCUUGUGAUUGGUCAAUGCGUUGCAUAAUCAUAGAUGCACACUACUGGUGUCGUGAUUCGCCCAUGUUGAAUGGAGACCGAAACCAAGCAUGUAGGCAACAGGUUCGGAUGCAGCUGAUGAUAGCACGUACCUGCACAAGACGCCUGGUUCCAACAGUCUCUAUAUUCAACAGUGUCUCCGAUGCAGGAGUCUGGGGUAUGUACUGAGCCUGCGCACUCCCUAGAUCUGUUCCGCCUGCCCUGGCCACAUGACGUCGAGCACGGACUCCAGUCGGACCAAUCAGACCAUUUUGCUGUAUACAUCAUAUAAACACAGCAAUUUCAUUAUCAUCAAUUUACUCGAAUGAAAUGUCAGUCAAUAUAAAUAAGAUGCUUAUUUAAAGGGUCGUACGAAGGUACAGAAUUGGAGUGUGUAGAAGUGUCGUGCAUUCUUUAGAUUCAAUUCUAUUUUGUGUAGUUUUCUUCUUUUGAUUUUCCAGAGAUUACCAAUGCAGUAACAGCUUGUAUGUUUGAUACUGAAAUCGAUGGUAUGUGACAUCAUAAUCUUGACUGAUUUUGCUGCGCACAGUGUAGUAAAGCAGCUUAAUUAUCAUCGAUUUACUGGAACAUGCCAUGUCAGCCAAUUAUGAGAAAAAUAAGGAAGGAUGGCGAGGAAGGGGCAAUUGCAUUAUUUGUAGUACUGUUCUGUUGAUUCCUUUUAUGUCGAUUUUCUAGAUUAAAUUUGACCAAUGUAGCAACUAAGUAUCUUAGCAACUGAGGUUGAUGUUUGUGUGAUGUCAGCUGAUUUUGUAAUGAAUCCAUUUACCCAUCAUUCCUUUAUAUCAAUAAUAUCAAUAAGCCACUACGGAAAAAGUCCUUGUAAAGACUCUGGUGCUAAAAUCAGCACGUUUUGGUGUUAUCAAAUGACCACACCAAUAUAAUUAAAGUGUUGAGGGCGUUUAAAGCAACACCAAAUAACACCAACAUUUUAAAACCAGUGAAAAGUGUUGGUGUUGUCCUCUGAUGAUACUGGGGUGUUAAACUUGACACCCCAGUUUUUGCAGUUGAUGGGUAAGGGCCUUAUUGAAGAUAGAACUGGGGUAUAGUAGUCAUGUAGAGCCUUUAGAUUUUUCCAGAUGAAGCUUUACUAGUAUGGCACUUGUAUAUUGCACACUAGGGUUGAUAUUAUGUGACGUCACUUCAAAUUUGAGUCAUGCGCAGUUGUCUUUCAAAGGAAACAAAUAACAACCAAAUAACAAUUCAUUAAUUUUGGCCUUUAUCGACAGCGUAUAAACAUGUGCAAAGAAUUAAAAGUUCAUUGCAAAUUGAUGUCAGUCAACACUUAAAUAGAUAAAUAAUCUAAAAUAUGUGGUUCAUUAUCUGUAAACGGUUUAAGUGAGGUUUUAUGUCUGUCAUGUUCUCAUGUGAUAAUUGUAAGUUUUGUGACAGCAAGAAGUAACUUGUGGUGUCAUGGGCACGACAGACUCUUGUUUAGAUGACGUGGGUGUAAUUAAAGCCCUAAUGUGAACCUAUGUGAAUGUGAACUGACUGAUUGGAACUGAUUAUAGUGAAUAUCAUUAUUACCGAAAAUAGGUCACUUGGCAGACAUUCCCAUUAGAACGUACACAAAUUUUACUGUCUCAUAAUUAAAUAUUCUCAUAAUUAAAUAUUCCCGAAUCUGAUCUGAACCAAACUUCAUAUGUUUUCAAGAUUUGGACAAAAAAAUCGGCCUCCUCCUGGUAGAUGGGGCAUUAGGGGGACAUUGAAAUGUCUCCCUAAUUACCGAUGUCUCCCUAAGGUCGAAAAAUUUACCACAAAAUGUUUCCCUAAUGACCCAUUUGUAAGAAUUAAAGACAGUCUUCCUGUACUGUGAAAACGUU
Molecule: messenger RNA, 6414 nt
Organism: Acanthaster planci (crown-of-thorns starfish)
Lineage: Eukaryota; Metazoa; Echinodermata; Asteroidea; Valvatida; Acanthasteridae
Molecular function (GO): zinc ion binding
Source: RefSeq, a predicted model, not a curated record